This is a messenger RNA of Hyla sarda, 1785 nucleotides long. RefSeq names its product 5',3'-nucleotidase, mitochondrial (gene NT5M). Gene Ontology annotation, biological process: pyrimidine deoxyribonucleotide catabolic process. Bases 358 to 1035 code for a protein of 225 amino acids. The transcript is spliced from 7 exons. The record is from RefSeq and is a predicted model, not a curated record. Gene Ontology annotation, molecular function: 5'-nucleotidase activity. NCBI's taxonomy places the organism in Eukaryota, Metazoa, Chordata, Amphibia, Anura, Hylidae.
CGCUGUCAGACGAGAAAGAGAACUGAGCAGGGGGGCGGAGCUACCAGACGUCACUCGCGCGUAUUAUCGCGAUAAAGACACCCUGAAGUGUUUUCCAGUCAGCGUGUGUGUUGAACACAGUAAACAUCCACAGUGCAGGGAGCAAAAACCCCGGCUGCUGAAUGAGCAGGACUGAGUACCAGAAAGAAGAUCUUCUCCGGCAACUGGAUUCCUAUUGCUCAUGUAAAGGGGUCCCCGGAGAGCAUGCUUACAUCUCAGCCUCCCUCCUGGUAACAUAGGUGGUGGAUCUGAUCCUCUACAAAUACAAGCACCGUGACGGUAAACUCCGUACAAUGCACCACUAGUUCACCCAGCGCCAUGUCCCUUCCUAGGCUGCUCCGCAGGGGCGGCGCCUUCACCGCAGGGCUCCAGAACUGCCGGCCCCGUUCUUCUGCAGGUUCUGCCAGGCGACUCAGGGUGCUGGUAGACAUGGAUGGCGUGCUGGCCGACUUUGAGGGCGGCUUCUUGAAGAAGUACAGAGCUCAGUACCCCAAGGAGCCUUACAUUGACCUGGAGGACCGCAGAGGAUUCUGGGUAUCGGAGCAAUAUGAGAAACUGAUGCCAGGACUGAGCGAGAAAGCUAUAAGUAUCUGGGAAGCGAAGAAUUUCUUCUUGGAUUUGGACCCCAUUGAUGGUGCUGUAGAAGCAUUAAAGGAAAUGUCAAGCUUACCCAACACUGAUGUCUUUAUCUGCACCAGCCCUAUAAAGCGCUACCAGUUUUGUCCAUAUGAGAAGUACGCUUGGGUGGAGAAACACUUUGGACAUGAAUUUUUGGAGCAGAUUAUUCUGACCAGGGACAAGACGGUGGUUUCCGCUGAUCUCCUGAUAGAUGACCGGCCUGACAUUACAGGGGCAGAAUCGGACCCCAGCUGGGAACACAUCCUAUUCACGGCGUGCCACAACCGCCAUUUAUUAGUGACCCCGCCCAGCCGGAGGCUUGAGUCCUGGAGAGAUGAUUGGAAGGGGUUACUAGAUAGUAAGAGACAGCCCAGCUAAUCGCCCUGCAACCUGUCAAUCACAUCCAAGCAAACGGAGAAGCUUUAGCGCACAAAUGGAAAACGCACAGUGAUGCAAUAAGUAAUCGUUACACGUAUGUGAAGUAUUAAAGUGCACGUUAGUUAUGUGUAAUGCAGUCCGCCAUUUUGCACACCUUUAUAGUGCACCUUAAGUCACGAGCUGCUGCUGACUUUUAUUUUUUGUUGCAAAAAUUCAGGUAGGACAUAUUAAAAAAAAAAAUGGCCGCUGCCGGGUUUCCAAUGCACUUUAAUGGAGGGAAAGUGGGGGACAUAAACAGCGUUCCAUCUAAGGGGGGCAUUACACCUUUAAAUCUUCUAAAAUGUGAUCUGUUCGUUUUCCGCCUCGUUCUAGUGAUCGGUCAGGGUCUGAAAACUCAGACCCCAUCCGAUCAAAACUUUUGACAUAUCUCGAGAACUGUGUUCUCCAAACACAGCUGUUGCAAAACACACUUAAAAGAUUUUUUUAAAGUGACCUUGUCCAUUUGAAAGUGUCGUCUGGUGAAAGAAACAACCUCUGUAUGGCGUCAAAAAGUAUAAUAAAGCAACUUACUAACAUCAAGUUAUCAGCCAUAGUGCAGAGAUCUUCCAUAUCAUUCGUACUGUUUACCUUGUAAGCUGUGAUGUCAUGACACAGGCUGUGAAGCAAGUUUGAUCUAUCCCUGCUCCCCUCUUCCCUCCCGUCAGCCCAGGAUGAGACCAGUAAUGUGAAGGGGGAAGAUAGUAUUACUGC